This is a messenger RNA of Aspergillus tubingensis, 1422 nucleotides long. RefSeq lists its product as uncharacterized. The transcript is spliced from 4 exons. Bases 1 to 1422 code for a protein of 473 amino acids. The record is from RefSeq and is a predicted model, not a curated record. NCBI's taxonomy places the organism in Eukaryota, Fungi, Ascomycota, Eurotiomycetes, Eurotiales, Aspergillaceae. Gene Ontology annotation, molecular function: metal ion binding.
AUGUCCGAACCUACCCCCGCUGGAGCUGCCCUGAGCAAUGGCUCCGAGAGCACCAGCACACCAAAUGUCAAUACUGGAGACAACGCGUCAGGGCUCUUUGAAACGCUGCAAGGCCAUGUCGACGAUAUCCGUUCUCUCCUACAAUGCGGCGUUUGCAUCCGACCACUUUAUGAACCCUACACCCUUGCCUGCGGACAUACCUUUUGUUAUAGUUGUUUAACAUCAUGGUUUGUCGGUGGGAGGCACAACAAGACAUGCCCGGACUGUCGAGCACCGGUGAAAGCGCAACCUGCUCCCGCAUACUUGGUCCGCGCUGUUGUUCAAAUGUUCACAAGUCGCCCGGAGCUGCUUGAUAAGGGCGAGACCACAGUUGAACACCUACAUCAUCAACGCGAGGAAGCGGAACGACUGGAAAACGACAAAACAAAUACACACCCGCGGGAGGGGGGACUGUUCCGUGGUACGUUCAACAAGAAGAUUCCAGUCGCGCAACCUAUCGUGGACCUCGAGGACAAUGUUGUGCGUUGUCCACGUUGUUCGUGGGAGCUAGAGGAAGAUGAAGGGUGUGCACAGUGCGGAUAUCGACAAGAUGACGAGUCUGUGACUGGCAGUUCGGGCUGGAGUGAGUCAGACGAAAAUUCCGAAAUGACGGACUACUUGGACGACGAUGAUGAGAUUGAAGAUGGAUUUGGAGACGCGGACGAAUAUGGUUGGGACCCCAACCAUGACCACUUGCCCCUUGAUAUACAACCUGCCGACAUAGAUCAACUUUAUCGUCAAUGGUAUGGCCUAGCUCCUGGCGACCUCCCGGGUAUGCGUGCAAAUGGGCCUUUCCGCCGGCAGAACCAUUAUGACUGGCCUUCUGGAAUUUCGUCAGCUCUCGAGGAAGAUAGCGACAUGGAUGAGGAGGAUGAGGAUGCGGACAUGGAUUCGUUCAUCGACGAUGACUUGGAACACGAUGAUUAUUCUGAAUCUGACCGAUCCACGGUAGUUGGGCGGCAUGAGAUCUCGAUCACCCACACUAUCGGAACUGACCUGUCAACCUUUGAUGAGAUGUCUGAGGAAAGCCAGGACGAGGAGAGCCUGGAUGAUGAAAGUCAUGAUGACGACGACGAUGAUGAUGACGACGAUGAGGAUCCGAUUCUGCCACCUGCAGGUGGCAUGCGGCGCAAUCGCAUCCAAACCUACCGAAUACAGUCGAGUUCUCCAUCUUGCGAGAAUGGGACUUCUGGUACAGUCUCAGGACGCAGUGAAUCCAGAUCCCAAGCAGGAUCCCGCAAUGAUCGACGGCUCCCACAGCAAGUGUCCGCCGGGUCUACUGUUAUGGAUGCAAUCAGCGUGGAUGACGAUUCUGACGAAGGCCCCGUGCGACCAACUAGGCGGACAAGAGACAGGGGCCAUCGCCGCCCCUCUGCCUACUAA